Messenger RNA from Bactrocera neohumeralis, 1108 nucleotides. Its product is annotated as neuropeptide-like protein 31. The record is from RefSeq and is a predicted model, not a curated record. The coding region runs from base 633 to 953 and encodes 106 amino acids. The transcript is spliced from 2 exons. NCBI's taxonomy places the organism in Eukaryota, Metazoa, Arthropoda, Insecta, Diptera, Tephritidae.
UAAAAUAUAUUAAAAUUCUUUCAAAUAUGUUAUGUUUUUAUUCAAACAUUCAACACUUUGUAGAAAAUUCUCUAACCCAAUUCUGCUAAAACCACAAUUAAAUUUUUUUUUUCAAAUACAUAUGUUAUAUUUUACAUUCAAAUAUGCAAUAAUUUAUUAGAUUCUCUAACCUAAUCCGCCAAAUUGUUGUUAAAUUCUCUCAACCACAUACCUGUCAUUAAUACCACCGUUAAAUCAACGCAUGCAUAAUUUAACAAUCAAUUUGAAUUAAAUUAGGCCUAGAUUUUAUUACCACAAUACUAAAUGAUUUCCUUCCAUUACGCUCCUACAUAAAUAUUAUCAAUGCUUGAGGAGAGUAGUGUAACAUGAGUAGUGUGCGCAACAGUAGACGUUUUAAACUUCAUUCAAAGGGUUCAUACUGGCGAACUGUUUCUAACUUUACCUAUGCGCUUUCUGUUGCUGUUGUUGCCUCAUUGUUGUGCCACUAAGUUACGCAAAGCGCGUUGCAAGCUUACCGUUGCCGUUAAUUCGAAUUUUUCGAUAUAAAUAGCUGCCACAGCCAACGACAAUGCAUCAAAGUAACAGCAGCAACAGUUAGUGCAGCAUCAGUGUUAGCGUCGCAAAACAUAAAAAUGAAAUAUCUGCAAAUUUUCUUCCUUGUCAUCAUUUGUGUUGCGGCAUGUCUAGCAGCGGUUGCCGAACCGGAGGAUGCUAGCGCCUUGGAGGACAAAAAAAACAAUAAACGUGGUAUCUUCGGCUUCGGUUACGGACACGGCUAUGGUCACGGUUAUUAUGGCGGCUAUGGCGGCUACGGUGGCGGUUACGGUGGUGGCAUUGGCCAUUACGGUGGCUAUCCACAUUAUGGCGGUGGUUAUGGUUUCCACGGUGGUCCAAUCUACGGUGGACAUGGCUACUUUCCUUACCAUGGUGGUUACUAUGGCGGCUAUCAUUAAGUGGCACAAAAGCACUUACAAACAUACAUUUAUAAAUUAAUUGCUGCAUAGCUUAAUAUCGACACUAACGUCAUGAAGUGUGCGAUUAUAACGGUUCUUGUUUGUGUAAAAUUUUGAAUUUUCAACAUAAAAUAAAGAUUUUUAAUAAAAAAAUA